AGGCAAAGCAAAAGUCACCUCCGACGGUUCGACCUCACGCGUUUCUCGAGGAAGACACUCCGUCUCUUCCUUUCCUACUAUCCCCGAUCACUUAAUCGAGGACGCUAUGACGGAUGAAGAAUUCGACCAGAUUUAUUCUGGUAGAGGGGACGCAAAUCUCCCCACUCUUGAUAGUGUAUUCGAAGAUAUUGAUGAAGCAAAUCUGGAUAAUCUGGACGGGGACGAUGAGCCUACACCGCAGAGCAACGACGUCGACGUGGAGGCAGGUGAGCCCGCGACCUCUCGAGGUCCGGAUAAAGGUAAAAAAAAUAUAAAUCAGAGUUAUUUGUUUAUCAUUUUGACAAAGAAACAAAAGAUGGCGUAGUUUAUGGAACUUGUAAACAUUGUGGGACCGUCAUAAAAAUGGGAGUCUCCGGCGGUUAUGGCGGUCCGGAAAAACACCUAAGGUCGAGGCAUCCCGUGGAGUUUGCCAAAUACGAGGCAAAAAAGAAGGGACGACAAGAAGUGCAAACCCAAAUUUCUCGGUUUGCUAACAGAGGUAAGGGCGGCCUUUUUGCUUAUAGCGACGAGCAAAAUAAGCAAAAAAUGGCCGAAAUGAUUUGUGAAGAAAAUUUGCCAUACAUG
This is a messenger RNA of Cuscuta campestris, 624 nucleotides long. The record is from the annotation of a GenBank genome assembly. Lineage: Eukaryota; Viridiplantae; Streptophyta; Magnoliopsida; Solanales; Convolvulaceae.